Molecule: messenger RNA, 546 nt
Organism: Pseudocercospora fijiensis CIRAD86
Lineage: Eukaryota; Fungi; Ascomycota; Dothideomycetes; Mycosphaerellales; Mycosphaerellaceae
Exons: 9
Coding region: 1-546 (181 amino acids)
Source: RefSeq, a predicted model, not a curated record
AUGCUAUAUCGGUUUGAAAUGGCAAUGUUCCUGCAAAGGGAGGGACAGUGCGCCCUGGAUCUCAUCACACAGAGGCUAUUAUUGUCGCCGCUGCGAGCGUGGUCUAGUGAUCCAGCUUGUGCCUCACCGGAACUUGGGGAUUUUGACCGACAAAUAAAUCUACCUCUACUGCAAAAUUGGGCCAUAUUGAGGCCGUAUCCAUCAAGAGAGACAUCUCGCACUGUGUUGGCUCGAUACAACGGCGGCAUUCUCACUGCUAUUAGGAUUCAAUCAGUAUUAUCCACCGAAGCUGAGACAAAGCACCUUCAUUCCUCUCCGGCACAAGCUAUACAACCUCUUAACGGGAGAACGCCGUACUUUCUAACAGGUCCAAUUCUUAGACGGGUAGGGAGCAAGAUAACUUUCCACUCAGAUUACUAUUUCUAUCUCUGUUUCGAUGAUGCAGGUCUAGACUAUGCACUUUGUGUCAUUUGUGGCAUAUGUGGUAGGUAUUCUAACUGCGAAAAUCUGGAGGCAGAGACAAGCUUCCCUCCUCCCUGGGACUAA